AUGGAAAAUCUUAAUCCACAAAGGUUUGCAGAAACAAAUUUGCUAAUAUGGGACAGAACCCUUGGGUUGCCACUAGAGAGAUCAAGAAGAUCCCUUGGGUUACCAGCCACUCCCAAUGCCAUCAUAGAAGAAGACCCUAUUAUGUGGAUUGGUUUGGAAAUAAAGGCACUUCUUCAAAAUGUUGGGAAAUCUUUUUGUCCAAAUUAUGUGGAUUGGUUUGGAUUUGAAGCUGCUGAUAUACCUCCAAGAAGUGCUGAUAAAUCAGUUUUUCCAAAUUUCUACAAACAAAUCCUUCUGAUCAUACUACCUUUAAAUUAA
Messenger RNA from Lactuca saligna, 318 nucleotides. Lineage: Eukaryota; Viridiplantae; Streptophyta; Magnoliopsida; Asterales; Asteraceae. The record is from the annotation of a GenBank genome assembly.